Molecule: messenger RNA, 405 nt
Organism: Microthlaspi erraticum
Lineage: Eukaryota; Viridiplantae; Streptophyta; Magnoliopsida; Brassicales; Brassicaceae
Source: the annotation of a GenBank genome assembly
AUGAAGGAAGAAAGAGCGGAACCGAAUAAAGGUAGCAUAGAGAAGAAAAGGGAAAAGUGGCGUCAAAGAGACAGACAUAGAAGACAAUCUAUGAGCCAAGAAGAGAGGGAAAAGCAUUUGGCUCAGCGCCGCAGAAACUACCAGCUUCGAAAAGAGAGAGCUGAGUUAAGUCUCAUCGACUUCCAGAGUCAGUCCAUCACUGGAGGCAAUCAAGCAGCAUUGACCUCACCGCCUGAAACCGGAGCCAGUAGCGUCCCGUUGGUUGAGUCUGAUGAGAUUGCAGGAAUACCAGAGAAGAAGAUGGCUAAGCUGUUGGGGCCAAUACGGCUAAGCCGUGUGAAACAUAUUGCAAGAAACCUGAGCAAGUUUAACGUUACUAGUGUACAAGAGAGCAAAGGAGAAUGA